AUGACAAAUCUCGUCCCUAGUGAGACCUUGGUGGCGGGCUCCGGNGCCGUGCGCAAGGACAGGCUGCACCAGAGGCAAGUGAAACUGUUAGAGACCCUGCGCGAAUACGAAAUCGCGUCUCCCGUCCGAGUGAACGCUCUCGGAGAACCCUUUCCCACGAACGUGCACUUCAAAAGAAGGCGACGGAGCACUAACUCUGCCUCUGACCCCUGGCCUGCCUUCGCCUCCUCCUCUUCCUCCACCUCCUCCCAGGCGCACUACAGCCUCUCCGCCUUCGGCCAGCAGUUUCUAUUUAAUCUCACCGCCCAUGCUGGAUUUAUCGCUCCGCUGUUCACUGUCACCCUCGUCGGCGCGCCCGAGGGGAACCAGACAAAAUUUUAUUCCGAGGAGGAAGCAGAACUCAAGCACUGUUUCUACAAAGGCCAUGUCAAUACCAAGUCCGAGCACACGGCGGUCAUCAGCCUCUGCUCGGGAAUGCUGGGCACGUUCCGGUCCCACGACGGGGAUUAUUUUAUUGAACCACUGCUGUCCACUGAUGAGCAGGCUGACGACGAUGAACACAACAAGCCCCAUGUGGUCUACAGGCUCCGCAGCCCGCAGCCCGCGCCCCCCGCGGGGAGGCAGGCCUGCGGCACCCCAGAACACAGAACCGGUGCCAGCGAGGAGCGGGGGAGAGGGGGCCGGCGGACAAAGCGCUUUUUAUCGUUCCCGAGGUUUGUCGAGGUGAUGGUGGUGGCAGACCGGAAAAUGACUUCGUACCACGGAGCCAACCUUCAACACUAUGUUUUAACUUUAAUGUCAAUUGUAGCCUCUAUCUAUAAAGACCCCAGUAUUGGAAAUUUAAUUAAUAUUGUUGUUGUGAACUUAGUGGUGAUUCAUAAUGAACAGGAAGGACCUUCCAUAUCCUUUAAUGCCCAGACAACAUUAAGAAACUUUUGCCAGUGGCAGCAUUCGCAGAACCAUCCAGGUGGAAUCCAGCACGAUACUGCUGUUCUUAUAACGAGACAGGAUAUCUGCAGAGCUCACGACAAAUGUGAUACCUUAGGUCUUGCUGAACUGGGAACCCUUUGUGAUCCCAUCAGAAGCUGCUCUAUCAGCGAGGAUAAUGGGUUGAGCACGGCGUUUACAAUCGCCCACGAACUGGGCCACCUGUUUAGCAUGCCUCAUGACGACAGCAACAAGUGCAAAGAAGAAGGGGUCAAGAGCCCCCAGCAUGUCAUGGCUCCAACACUGAACUUCUACACCAACCCCUGGCUGUGGUCAAAGUGCAGUCGAAAAUAUGUCACGGAAUUCUUAGACGCUGGCCAUGGCGAGUGUUUGUUGAAUGAACCCGAAUCCAGAUCCUACACUUUGCCUUCCCAACUGCCAGGCCUCCUUUACAACGUGAAUAAACAAUGUGAAUUGAUCUUUGGACAAGGUUCUCAGGUGUGCCCAUAUAUGAUGCAGUGUCGCCGACUUUGGUGCAGUAACGUGGACGGCGCCGAGGGAGGGAACAAGGGCUGCCGGACGCAGCACACGCCCUGGGCCGACGGCACCGAGUGUGAGCCCGGAAAGCACUGCAAGUUUGGAUUUUGUGUUCCCAAAGAAAUGGAGGCCCCCGUGACCGAUGGAUCCUGGGGAAGUUGGACUCACUUCGGAACCUGCUCUAGGACGUGUGGAGGGGGCAUCAGAAUCGCUGUCCGGGAGUGCAACAGACCAGAGCCAAAAAACGGCGGCAAGUACUGUACAGGGCGCAGGAUGAAGUUCAGGUCCUGCAACACGGAGCCGUGCCUCGCGCAGAAGCGGGACUUCCGAGAGGAGCAGUGCGCCCAGUACGACGGGAAGCAUUUUAACAUCAACGGCCUGCUUCCCAGUGUGCGCUGGGUGCCCAAGUACAGUGGAAUUUUGUUGAAGGACCGGUGCAAGUUGUUCUGCAGGGUGGUAGGGAGCACAGUCUACUAUCAGCUCCGAGACAAAGUGGUGGAUGGGACCCCGUGCGGCCAGGACACCAGUGACAUCUGUGUCCAAGGCCUCUGCCGGCAAGCUGGAUGUGAUCAUGUUUUAAACUCAAAAGCCCGGAGAGAUAAGUGUGGGGUGUGCGGUGGCGAUAAUUCUUCAUGCAGGACAGUGGCAGGAACAUUUAAUGUAGCACAUUAUGGCUAUAAUCUCGUGGUCCGAAUUCCGGCUGGUGCUACCAGUAUCGAUGUGCGGCAGCACAGUUUCUCAGGGAGACCCGAGGAUGACAACUACCUAGCGUUGUCAGACAGUGAAGGUGAGUUCUUGCUGAACGGAGACUUCGUUGUCACAAUGUCCAAAAAGGAGAUCCGCAUUGGGAAUGCUCUGAUAGAGUACAGCGGGUCCGACAAUGUCGUGGAGCGGCUGAACUGCACAGAUCGCAUCGAACAAGAACUUGUGCUUCAGGUGUUGUCGGUGGGGAAGCUGUACAGCCCCGACGUGCGCUAUUCCUUCAAUGUUCCGCUCGAAGGCCGGCCCCAGCAGUUCUACUGGAACAGCCACGGGCCCUGGCAAGCCUGCAGCAAACCCUGCCAAGGGGAGCGGAAACGGAAGCCCGUUUGCACCAGGGAAUCCGAUCACCUUACAGUUUCUGAUCAAAGGUGCGACCGGCUGCCGCAGCCAGAGCCCAUCACUGAGCCCUGCGGCACAGACUGUGACCUGAGAUGGCAGGUUGGCAGCAGGAGCGAAUGUAGUGCCCAGUGUGGCUUGGGGUACCGCACAUUAGACAUCUACUGUGCCAGAUAUAGCCGGCUAGAUGGGAAGACCGAGAAGGUUGAUGACAGUUUUUGCAGCAGUCACCCCAAACCAAGCAACCAGGAAAAGUGCUCAGGAGAAUGUAACACAGGGGGCUGGCACUAUUCUGCUUGGACUGAAUGUUCUGAAAGCUGUGAUGGUGGCAUCCAGAGGAGAAGAGCUAUUUGUGUCAACACACAAAAUGAUGUCCUGGAUGACAGCAAAUGCACACAUCAAGAGAAAGUCACCAUUCAGAGGUGCAAUGAGUUUCCUUGUCCACAGUGGAGAUCCGGAGAGUGGUCAGAGUGCUUGGUCACCUGCGGGAAAGGGCACAGGCACCGUCAGGUCUGGUGUCAGUCCGGUGAAGAUCGAUUAAACGACAGACUCUGUGACCCUGAGACAAAGCCAGCCUCCAUGCAGACCUGUCAGCAGCCAGAAUGUGCGUCCUGGCAGGCGGGUCCCUGGGGACAGUGCAGUGUCACUUGUGGACAGGGAUACCAACUAAGAGCAGUGAAAUGCAUCAUUGGGACGUAUAUGUCCAUGGUAGAUGACAGUGUCUGCAAUGCAGCAACUAGACCAACUGAGACCCAGGACUGUGAAUUACCAUCUUGUCACCCUCCCCCGGCUGUCCCAGAAGCGAGGAGAAGCACGCACAGUGCACCACGAACCCAGUGGCGAUUUGGGUCCUGGACUCCGUGCUCGGUCACUUGUGGAAAAGGUACCCGGAUGAGGUAUGUCAGCUGCCGCGAUGGGGACGGCUCCGUGGCUGACGAGAGCGCCUGCACGGCCCUGCCUAGACCAGUGGCGGAGGAGGAAUGUUCUGGGGGCCCCUGUGGCCAGUGGAAGGCUUUGGACUGGAGCCCUUGUUCUGUGACGUGUGGGCAAGGUAGGACAACCCGGCAAGUGAUAUGUGUCAACUACAGUGACCAUGUGAUUGAUCAGAGCAAGUGUGACACAGAUUAUAUCCCAGAAACCGACCAGGACUGCUCCAUGCCACCAUGCCUUCAUCGGACCCCAGACAGUGCUCAGCACCCUUUCCAAAAUGCAGGUUUUCAGCCCAGAGGCCUCAGCCCUAGCCGCACCCAUGUGCUCGGUGGAAACCAGUGGAGGACUGGGCCCUGGGGAGCAUGUUCCAGCACCUGCGCUGGCGGGUCCCAGCGGCGCGUGGUCGUGUGUCAGGAUGAGAACGGGCACACGGCGAGCGACUGCGUGGAGAGGAUCAAACCGGAUGAGCACAGAGCCUGCGAGUCCGGCCCUUGCCCUCGGUGGGCCUACGGGAACUGGGGAGAGUGUUCUAAGCUAUGCGGUGGAGGCUUGCGAACCAGACUGGUGGCCUGUCAGCGGCCCAGCGGCGAGCGGUUCCCAGACCUGAGCUGUGAGAUUCUCGACAAGCCUCUGGACCGUGAGCAGUGCAACACGCACGCUUGUCCUCAGGACGCCGCAUGGAGCGCUGGCCCUUGGAGUUCGUGUUCUGUCUCUUGUGGUCGAGGGCAUAAACAACGAAAUGUUUACUGCAUGGCAAAAGAUGGAAGCCAUUUAGAAAGUGAUUACUGUAAGCACCUUGCUAAGCCAGAUGGGCACAGAAAGUGCCGAGGAGGAAGAUGCCCCAAGUGGAAGGCUGGCGCCUGGAGUCAGUGCUCCGUGUCCUGCGGCCAAGGCGUGCAGCGGAGGAAUGUGGGCUGUCAGGCGGGAGCCCGCAAGGCAGCCCGAGAGGCCGAGUGCAGCGCCUACAGCAGGCCCGCGGCGGAGCGCACCUGCCAAGCCCCGCCCUGCCCUCUCUACGCGUGGAGGGCAGAGGAAUGGCAAGAAUGCACCAAGACUUGCGGCGAAGGCUCCAGGUACCGCAGGGUGGUGUGUGUCGGUGAGGACAAAGGCGGCGAGGUGCACGGCCUGCACUGCGACGCGGGCCGGCGGCCUGCCGACCGGGAGAGCUGCAGCCUGCAGCCCUGCGAGUAUGUCUGGAUCACAGGAGAGUGGUCGGAGUGCUCAGUGACCUGUGGGAAGGGCUACAAGCAAAGGCUCGUCUCCUGCAGCGAGAUUUACACCGGGAAGGAGAAUUACGAGUAUGGACACCAGACUGCCACCAACUGCCCGGGCACCCAGCCCCCCAGCGUGCACCCCUGCUACCUGCGGGAGUGCCCGGUCUCCGCCACUUGGAGAGUGGGCAACUGGGGGAGCUGCUCGGUGUCCUGCGGCGUGGGAGUGAGGCACAGGUCCGUGCAAUGCUUAACCAACGAGGACCAGCCCAGCCACUUAUGUCCCGCUGACCUGAAGCCAGAAGAGAGAAAAACCUGCCACGAUAUCUAUAACUGCGAGCUACCCCAGAACUGCAAGGAGGUAAAAAGACUGAACGGUGCCUCAGAGGAUGGUGAAUAUUUCCUGAUCGUCAAGGGCAAGCUCCUGAAGAUAUUCUGUGCGGGGAUGCAGUCCGACCACCCAAAAGAGUACAUGACACUGGUCCGUGGGGACUCUGAGAAUUUCUCCGAGGUUUACGGCCACAGGCUGCACAACCCAACCGAGUGUCCCUACAACGGGAGCCGCCGGGAUGACUGCCAUUGUCGGAAGGACUACACGGCAGCUGGCUUUUCCAGCUUCCAGAAAAUCAGAAUAGACCUGGUCACCAUGCAGAUUAUAACCACUGACCUACAGUUUGCAAAGACAAGCGAAGGGCAUCCCGUGCCUUUUGCCACAGCUGGGGACUGCUACAGUGCCGCCAAGUGCCCACAGGGUCGUUUUAGCAUCAACCUGUACGGAACAGGCCUUUCUCUAACGGAAUCAGCCAGAUGGAUCUCACAGGGGAACUAUGCCGUCUCGGACAUUAAGAAGUCGCCGGAUGGAACCCGAGUCGUAGGGACGUGCGGUGGUUACUGUGGAAAAUGUACUCCGUCCUCGGGCACUGGCCUGGAGGUUCGAGUUUUAUAGUUAAGGUGCUCCGAAGAGGAAGCCACGAUGGGAUGGAUGAAGGAUAGUAAUGCAAUACCUCCACCUUAAAUCUGGGCGUGUGUGCGCGCGUGUGUGCAUGUGUGCGCGUGUGUGGACUUUGUGUGCUUGUGGGUGCCUGUACAUAUACAUAUGCAUAUAUAUACAUAUAUACACACACAUAUCUGUGCAUACAGAUAUGUGUGUGUAUAUUUGUGGAAUAUCCUAAUGAUGUAAAGUUUAAUAUUUAUGUUUGAAAUUAUUUAUUGUGAUGUAAUAUUUUUGUACGUAAAAUGAUUCUAUUAUGACUGCCUUUUGCAUUAUUUUGUUUUCUGCAGUCAGACCACUGCAUUUUACGUACUCUACAUUAUAUGUAGUAUUAUGACAAAAGUGAUCCUUCAUUAUCACGGUACACUAUUGUUUACUUUCUAUAUGUAAAUGUUUUAUUGUUAAUUUUUUUAAAUUGUAAUUUUUUUUAAAACAAUCUUCAAGGUGCUACAGGGGUAUUUUUGGCAUUUCUAUGAAAGCAUCGUUAGCCAGUAAGGAAUUUAGUGAUGUCACAGAUUGUACCAGCUAUUAAUUACGCUAAGUAUCUAUUCAGUGUCAUGUGAUCUCUGGGAACAAAAUUGCUGCCUUGGUGCUAAUAUUGUAUUAUUUAAAUGAUCUUCAGACUAAGAAAUGUAAACACAUUAAAUAAGGGAGGAGCCGAAGGACAUUUUCCAAUGGACAGAA
Miniopterus natalensis is the source of this 6378-nucleotide messenger RNA. Lineage: Eukaryota; Metazoa; Chordata; Mammalia; Chiroptera; Miniopteridae. The record is from RefSeq and is a predicted model, not a curated record.